Molecule: messenger RNA, 943 nt
Organism: Lactuca sativa (garden lettuce)
Lineage: Eukaryota; Viridiplantae; Streptophyta; Magnoliopsida; Asterales; Asteraceae
Product: transcription factor ILR3
Biological process (GO): regulation of DNA-templated transcription; intracellular iron ion homeostasis
Molecular function (GO): protein dimerization activity; DNA-binding transcription factor activity
Source: RefSeq, a predicted model, not a curated record
GUAAUUUAAACUCCCAAAUGCCUUUUUCUUCAAGCACCGGGAAAUCUUCAAUUCGUUUUAUGUUCCGGCAAUGGUUUUCCCGGAAAAUACCAAUUGGAUCUACGAAGUCGGAUUGAUUGAUGAUAUUGUUGUACCUGAUGUUUAUUACACCGUUCCUGAUUCUGGAUUCAGUUGGCCAAUUCAAGCGACCUUAAACGGUUCUUCAUCGAACCCUAGUUUGGAUCUUGAUGGCUCAACUGUGGAUUCAGAUGAUCAUAAUGAUUCCAUAUCAAAAAACAGGGGAAGGAGGGAUAACCGUAGGGGGCGAAGGCCCUCAAACCCUCCAAAAUUUCUACAGCACAAGGACAAAUCAAAAGUAAAAGAAACGUGUAAAUCAACACCACACAGCUCUUCGACUCUCUACUCCGCAUAUAAGGCUCACCAAAUUGAUACACCUCAUAGGUUUCUUAAAUUGUCUUCGAUGCUUGAGCCUAGAAGGGCACCCACAGUGGACAAAUCCGUUGUUUUGGCCGAUGCUGUUCAAAUGCUGACUCAAUUACGAAUAGAAGCACAAAAGCUUAAACAUCCCAGUUCUGAUCUUCAAAAUAAAAUUAAGGAAUGAUGAGUAUUGUGAAUGUAAGAACGACUAUGCAACUUCAGAUUGAAAGAAUCAUUGUUUAUGAUGAGAUUACAAAUAAUAUUUUUUCCAUAAAAAAUCUAUUUAUUUUAGAAAAGUUUAGAUUCUCAACAGAAUCAUUUGAUUCUUUCAAUCCGAACACUCCAAAUUUGUUCUCACAUUUACAAUACUCGUCAUGUUAAUCCAACUUGAUAUAGGUUGUAAUUUGCAAGUAACUUACACCCAUGGCUCUUGGUGCUCUAAUGUAUUGAUAUUUCAAUGUAAAAUAUGUUAAUAAAACUAUUGACAUAAUACACAUUAAUAAAAAUUACAUUGUCAUUUUUUGUA